AUGAGUUCGCAGGUUUCAUGCUGGGUAUUGUUGGUAGUGAUUGUUUUGCUGAAGUUUACCGUUGUGGCCGGAGGAGCGUACGACGAUCAGACCAAGGUCCACAUUGUGUACCUUGGUGAAACAGAGCAUGACGAUCCGGAGCUUGAAACGGCGGUGCAUCUGGGCAUGCUAGAAUCCUUGCUUGGAAGCAAAAGAGAUGCAAGCGAGUCCAUGAUCUAUAGCUACCGACAUGGCUUCUCAGGCUUUGCGGCCCAUCUUACUGAUUCUCAAGCCAAAAAAAUUUCAGAGCAUCCGAGUGUAGUACAGGUGACGCCAAAUAGCUACUACGAGCUGCAAACGACAAGAACAUUCGAUUACCUUGGGGUUUAUCAAAGUAAUCCAACAGGACUUCUCCGUCGGGCCAAUUUGGGUGAGGACAUCAUUAUUGGUGUCUUUGACUCGGGUGUGUGGCCAGAGUUGGAGUCGUUCAACGACCGAGAGCUAGGACCGAUCCCGGCACGGUGGAAAGGGAGGUGCGUUGACGGUGAGAAGUUCGACUCGAAGAAGAAUUGCAACAAGAAGCUGAUAGGAACACGAUAUUACAACAUGGACAGUCGUAUAUCCAAAACCGAGUUCAUGUCCGCAAGAGAAAGCGAUCCUCACGGGAGCCACGUGGCCUCCAUAGCUGGAAGCUCCUUCGUUCCGAAUGUUAGUAACCACGGGUUGGGAAUCGGUACAAUGAGAGGAGGGGCCCCCAACGCCCGUAUCGCUAUCUACAAAGUUUGUUGGCAAGGUAGCUGCUCGGAUGCAGCCACUUUGAAGGCUAUGGACGAUGCCAUUGCUGACGGAGUUGACUUGAUGUCGUUAUCCCUAGCCAAAUCGAUCCCUGUAUUGACUGAAACCAGCAAACAAAAUGGGAUAUCAUAUGGAGCAUUCCACGCCAUCUCAAAGGGAAUUCCAGUGCUCUGUGCAGGGGGAAAUUACGGGCCAAGUGCUUACACUAUCAGUAAUAUAGCUCCGUGGAUCAUCACCGUAGCUGCUACGAGUCUUGACCGGUGGUUUCCUACGCCAUUAACACUAGACAACAAUGUGACCAUAUUGGCACGGACACCAUACAAGGGAAAGGAAAUUCAAGGGGAUCUUAUGUUCGUCGAAUGCGCAAAUGAGAUAACAAGUGCCACAAAGGAUAAGGUGGUCCUAGUUUUCAUGACUCGGUGUGACAAUUUAGAAGAAACGCUCAUAACUAAGGUUGCUGAGGCCGACUCCAAAGCUCUAAUCAUCGCCUCCAAAAGAGUGGAUGCGAUCUCGGUUGUCGAAUUUAAUCCCAUAGUGAUCCGUGUCGAUUAUGAACAGGGCACUGUCAUAAUGAAAUACAUUAGUUCCACCAGCUUGCCCACCAUAAAGAUAAGCUCCGCAAUCACGCUCAUUGGGCCACUUAUAUCCACUAAGGUUGCUGACUUCUCCGGGAGAGGACCCAGUUCGUUAUCUCCGUAUGUUCUCAAGCCCGAUAUAGCAGCUCCAGGUGUGGCCAUAGUGGCUGCUUGUAACCCACUAAAACCAGGCGCCGAGAGCGGAUUCACUGCUGAGUCCGGAACUUCAAUGUCUACACCUGUGGUUGCCGGAUUGGUUGCUCUUCUCAGAGCUGUGCAUCCUGAUUGGUCACCUGCUGCACUUCGAUCAGCUCUUGUGACUACAGCUUCUACAACAGAUCCGUACGGAGAACCCAUAUUCGCCGAGGGAUUGUCACAGAAACUUGCGGACCCGUUUGACUUUGGAGGAGGAUUGGUCAACCCGGAAAAAGCAUCUGAUCCGGGUCUCGUUUACGACGCGGGCGCAGAAGACUAUUUGCGUUUCUUAUGUGCUUCCGGGUACGACGAGACAUCUAUCACCAAGAUGGCGAGUAAAACUACACCAUACCAAUGUCCAAGUCCAAGACCCUCCAUGUUAGAUCUCAAUUUGCCUUCCAUCACCGUCCCAUUCCUUAAAGGAGAGGUGACUGUCACUAGAACUGUCACUAACGUUGGACCCGUCUUCUCCUUCUACAAACUCAUCGUUGAGCCUCCUUUCGGAGUCACAAUAGACGUCGCACCCAACGUACUCGCCUUCAACACAUAUGUCAAGCAACUCAGCUUCAAUGUCACGAUCUCCACAACCCACCAAGCCAAUUCAAUCUACUAUUUUGGAAGCUUGACUUGGACUGAUUGCUCUCAUCACAAAGUCACUAUUCCCAUAUCAGUGAGGACGCAGAAGUUGAUGUAUUUCAACCACUGA
Molecule: messenger RNA, 2250 nt
Organism: Arabis nemorensis
Lineage: Eukaryota; Viridiplantae; Streptophyta; Magnoliopsida; Brassicales; Brassicaceae
Source: the annotation of a GenBank genome assembly